Molecule: messenger RNA, 1277 nt
Organism: Homalodisca vitripennis (glassy-winged sharpshooter)
Lineage: Eukaryota; Metazoa; Arthropoda; Insecta; Hemiptera; Cicadellidae
Exons: 5
Coding region: 285-1157 (290 amino acids)
Source: RefSeq, a predicted model, not a curated record
AAUCUUGUAAACAUUAACCUAAAAAUGUACACAAACAACACCACCACAUAGUGCAUUUUACACAGAUCUCAUAUUCAACACUGACAUUGAUAUAGAAGAUAAUAAUUACCUAUUUAUACAUUUAUCAGUUCAUGGUUGAAAAUUGUUACAUUUUGCUCUUGGACAUUUUCAUCACACUUUUAUUUAGAUGCCAUGAAGGAAAUCGUACUCUAUUAUGAAUCUUAAAUUGGUUACAGCUGUCUCUGCAAUGACGCCUAGGGAGACAAUGCUCCAGCACGGUAGAUAUGACGAACGCCAGUAGCGUGAACAAUUUUAUCGCCCAGAAAACACUCAUCAUGGAUUCAUUCUAUGAGAUUUCAGAGAUCGUGCUUCCCCCUGGAGGACGGCGCACUUUCUUCUGCAUGAUGGCCCUGAUAGUGGCAGGAUGGUUGUUUUCUGUCGGGCUGGUCAUCCUAUCUUGCCACAUCAGCCCUUCCAGAUCACGGAAAUCGAGCCGACUUGCUUUCUUUGCAGCAUUCAACGAGAAAUUGAGGAAGGAGUUUAGGAGCCAGCGGGAAGACACGUACAACACGUUGAUCACAGGAACGAACCGCGUGCUCAGGACAAAUACCGAGGAGCCCACGGUGUUUCUGGUGCUAGUUCCCAGGGGAGCGAUGGGCGCAGCCACGCGCCUGGUCACCCUCCUGGUGCACUGCACCUUGAUCGCCUACCACUACCCCUGCAGUCGUCACCACGUGAACCACCUAUUCACCAACGGGGACCAAUACACAUCGCACAACGAGGAAUGGCCCUUCUUCAACGAAAUCAAAAGACACCUCAGAUUCUACGGCGUCUCUGCGGUGUUUGGCUUCGAGCUCCUCCAUCCCCAGGUGGUGAGGACGCUCCAGCUGCUUGUCCCUCUGAUCCUGCCACCGUUCCCAGAGUCGGUGCUGAUACUGGUGGUGGACUUGAAGAAUCGCUUCACCGAAUUCCAGCAGCAAAGCUUGACCCCAAACAGCCUCGGAAAGAUAUUCCUGCAAGAACAUUUCGGUCCCUACUUCGAUCAGAAGGAACUGAGAGACACCAUCAACCAGAUCGGUGCAAGAUGCGUUCUCAUAAAUCCUGAACUCGGUGAUUUGGUCAGUGAUACUCUGCAGCCCUACGAGCAGGCCUACUAAUAAGUCGUGUAGAUUAUAAAAUGUAUUCAACCCUUUUUUAGUUUUUUUCACGUUGUAUACAGUAAUAUUCUGUAAUGUAUUACAUAUAUAAAUACAAGAAUUCUUUAUUUUAAGCCCUAA